This is a messenger RNA of Zeugodacus cucurbitae (melon fly), 2193 nucleotides long. Its product is annotated as brachyurin. The transcript has a single exon. The record is from RefSeq and is a predicted model, not a curated record. Gene Ontology annotation, molecular function: serine-type endopeptidase activity. Lineage: Eukaryota; Metazoa; Arthropoda; Insecta; Diptera; Tephritidae. Bases 276 to 1175 code for a protein of 299 amino acids. Gene Ontology annotation, biological process: proteolysis.
GUUAGAAUGAGCUUAGAUUUAAGCGAGAGUUUGAGGCGAGAAGACCUUGCAAAAUAUUCACACAAAACGGACAAAUAUUGACAACAACACAAGUGAAAGCCGUAGAAGAAAAUCAAAAAACAGUUUUAAACAAAAUUAUAAAUUAUCAUAAAGUUUUUGAGUUCGACAAGAAAGAAAGAAAGCAAACAAGUGCUGAAUAAAGUAGUGCGUGUUAGUGCAAGAAGACUUAUUGCAAAAUUUGCAAAGUGCAAAGUAAUUGACAAAAUAAAAGCAAAAUGAGUUUGCACAGAACAUUAUUGGCCGUGCUGCUCAGUUGUGCCACAAUGGACACACUGCUGGGGCCACAGCCUGUACAUAGCUUUGCCAUAGGCCAAUCAAAAUACGGACGCAUCGAAAAAUUCCCCUACCAAGUGAUGUUGAUCGGCAAACAGUUGUGGCGCAAGCGUAUACUCUGCGGCGGCACGCUGCUCGAUCAGCGUUGGAUACUCACCGCUGGCCACUGCACCAUGGGCGUCACACACUUCGACGCCUACCUGGGCGCGCUCACCAUCGACGAUGCCGCCGAAACAGGACGUCUGGUAUUGCGCUCGAAUAAAUUCAUCGUACACGAACGUUUCAAUCCCAACACGGCGGCCAAUGAUAUAGCGCUCGUCAAACUACCCAUGGAUGUGGCCUACACACCGCGCAUACAACCCGCAACGCUGCCCUAUCUCAAGCGCAACGACGCACUGACCGGCGCCAAAGUCGUCGCCACCGGUUGGGGUGCUAACAACGAGAUGUCCAAUUACAACCCCAUGCAAUACACCGAACUGCGUGUGAUCUCCAAUCAAGAGUGCGCCAACGAAUUCGAUGUGGUCACCGAUGGUGUGCUCUGUGCGAAAGGUUUGCGCGACGAAACUGUCUGCUCCGGCGACUCGGGCGGUCCGUUAGUGCUGAAGAACACACAAACUGUCGUGGGUAUCACGAGUUUCGGACCUGCCGAUGGUUGUGAGACCAAUAUACCCGGUGGUUUUACGCGUGUCACACACUACCUCGAUUGGAUCGAAGUGAAAACGGGACGUUUGGGUCAACAGGCGCAACAACAAAAACCACAAGUGCAGCGGCUGCAGCAAGUGUCGCAGCGCGCGCAAACGCUCAUGCGCAAAGCGGUGAAACUCAACGAUAAUGUGGUGUAAUUUAGUGCGCGCGGGUGGGGUUUCAAGAAAUUGCAUUGGGGAGAAUUUGGAAAAAUUCGUCUUUUGACUGACUGAAAACAAAGCUUUAAUUUUUGAUUUUUAACUCGUAUUUAUUAUUAACUUUAAAGAAAUGUGUAAAUACUUAAGUUAGAAAAUGGUGAACAUUUGCAGAAGAAGAGUGUGUAUGAAAAUGGCGAUGCCUUGCGCUCGGGCGCCCACAUGUGAGUCACUCGUGAAAGCGUCGUGACGCUAAGCGCAGUGCCGUUAGCAGCCAUGAGUGUUUGUGUGUGUGUACUUCAAAUUCAAAUGGGACUCGUUCGUCGCGCUCUUUGAAGUGUCCAGUUCUUGGCGCGCGUCAUUAAAAAUGCUCGCAAUUAAACGAUUUUAAGUAAAAUGUUUUUAGAAAUGGCAAACACGCACACAUACAGGCAAGCGUUUAAGUAAUAUUGUAGUACGAUACGAUGGAAGAAUGUGAUAUUUGUGAAUAGUGGUUAAUAAAAAAAAAUUGUGUGUGCGCUUGUGUUUGUGUAUGUGUACGUGACUUCAUUAAAUUUAGUUAAUGCAUUGUUUCACUUAAAUUUAAAAUUAUUAAAAAUACACACACACAGGCACACAUAUGUACUAAGUAGUAUUUAGUAUUAAGUAUGAUAUUUAAUGUAUUAUUUAUUUUAAUUAAUUGCACGAAAGGAAUUACGUGUUUGCGCAUAACGCUGUUUCUUGGUUUGCUGCUUUUCAGUAUAUAAACUCACACACACACACACACACGUGCAAAUUAUAUUAUUUAUUUGUGUUGUGCUUUUUUAUCAACGCAAACUAAAUGAAAUUUAAUGAGUUAAAAGCCACAAACAAGUUAUACGGUUAUCAGCAAACAAUUAAUAUUCAUAUUUACAUAUUCUAACGUGGAAACACCUAUACUAUAUAUAUAUGUAUAAGAACAAAGACAAAAACAAAAACAAAAAAAAAAUAAAGCAAAGCUGCGAAAAAAUAAUAAAUAAAUUCAAACAAUAUUUAAAACAAA